This is a messenger RNA of Haliotis rufescens (red abalone), 1272 nucleotides long. RefSeq lists its product as uncharacterized. NCBI's taxonomy places the organism in Eukaryota, Metazoa, Mollusca, Gastropoda, Lepetellida, Haliotidae. The record is from RefSeq and is a predicted model, not a curated record. The transcript is spliced from 3 exons. Bases 33 to 494 code for a protein of 153 amino acids.
AUCUAGUUCUUUAACUUGAUGUCCAACAGGAAAUGUCUGAAGAAGUUGUUGGCGGGCAGGGUAUGAAGGUGACCCAGAUUGGGACGAAUACGAUCCAGCAUUCAAAGAUGAAGAAGGGCUGCACCAUCAUCAACAACUACUACAUCUUCGACGUCAUUGGGGACCGGGAGAAGCUCUGGACACAGCUGUCAAAUCUUUCGGAACAGCACAAGCAGACGUCAAGGGAAUUUAGCCCCAGAGCAGAGGAGGGAGUGGAUUCCAAAACUCCUUGUCAAGGUAGUGGAGGUAAACUCAGUGCAAGAAGAAAACGGCAAAGGGCUAAAUUCUACAUGACGCUCAGGAGCGAUAGGGCAGCAGGUGGCUUGAACAGUGAGUGCAAAAUGUGCCAAGCCACCGAUGCCCAUGUGAAACAGCAGAGUAACUACUUCCUGCUGAUGCACCUCAUCAGAGCAAUCCAUACCCGUGGUCCUUCUACAAGUAUCGUACUGCUGUAGAAGGGGGGACCCUUGGCGCCAUGUAAAUGCUCCUCAUGGCGUUACACGUUGUAUUCCAAAGGAAAGUGUGUCUACAAAGAGGCCCGAUGAGCCCUGUAGACGAGGGAACCGCUGACACCUUAAAGAAGCAAAACUGCUUCGUGUCAGUCCAAGGAAACAGACUGUAACUGUACACUGAGAUGUCAUUGGAUCGGCCAGUAUCCAUGCUGUUCAGAAGCUGUCUCGUUCCUCUGCAAAUGCUGCGAAGCAGACCAGAAAAGGGCGUCUGUAGAGGUUGCUUCCCUCAUGGUAAGCACUCUGGAACAUUGUACACUGCGCACUCCGCUACCGAAAUAUGAGGAAGAGGAAAUAUAGAGAGGUAUCUCAGGCACGAAGGGAAGUCCAUACUCUGCCAAAUACUAUGUACCCGUGAAUUGUAAUAUGAUGUAAAAAAAUAAAUGUACCGAUUUUACAUAACCCCAUUUUGGAUGAUGUACGAGUAUAUCCGAAACUUACGAAAAGAUCAAUGUAAAACAAAGAUUGUAGGUAAGUACGCUAACAAUUACUGUUUAUGAACCACCACCAAACACCACUGUAACUGACGAUAGGAAUUUCUGUUCAGUGAGUUCCAAUGGAAUGUGAUCCACUUUCUACCACUAAGAGUUCAAUCACCCCCUUGCAGUUGAUUUGCACUUUGAGAACUUUGGUAAAUUCGGUACAUUUUACUUUAUUCAUCUCUAUCGACUUGUUUAAUUGUAAUUGAUAAAUGAUCGGUAAUAAUAAAGACGGGUGAAAUAUG